Messenger RNA from Peromyscus eremicus (cactus mouse), 767 nucleotides. It is a transcript of the gene Tppp2, whose product is annotated as tubulin polymerization promoting protein family member 2. Gene Ontology annotation, cellular component: microtubule. NCBI's taxonomy places the organism in Eukaryota, Metazoa, Chordata, Mammalia, Rodentia, Cricetidae. Gene Ontology annotation, molecular function: tubulin binding. The transcript is spliced from 4 exons. The coding region runs from base 167 to 679 and encodes 170 amino acids. The record is from RefSeq and is a predicted model, not a curated record. Gene Ontology annotation, biological process: positive regulation of protein polymerization; microtubule bundle formation; microtubule polymerization.
UGCCUUCACUCAUUUUUUUUUGUCUCCCUGUUACCACACCUUCUCCCUAGUCAUCUGGCUCCCACAUAGCUGCACACACUCGUAUCCAAAAAAAUCGCAGACACCACCUGGGCCCCCAGUCCCCCCCUCUACUCUCUGUCCUCCCCACCCCCACGUGCAGUUGGCCAUGGCCUCAGAAGCAGAGAAAACGUUCCACCGGUUUGCCGUCUUUGGGGACACAUCCAGCAGUGGCACCGAAAUUACCAAUAAGAACUUCUCCAAACUCUGUAAAGACUGCGGCAUCAUGGAUGGCAAGGCGGUGACCUCCACAGACGUGGACAUUGUGUUCAGCAAAGUGAAGGCCAAGAAUGCCAGAACCAUCAACUUUCAACAGUUUCAAGAGGCGAUGAAGGAGCUGGGCCAAAAGCGCUUCGAGGGGAAGAGCCUAGAUGAGGCCUUGGAGAAUGUUUAUAAACUCAUGGAAGGCAAGGACCCUGCCACCACUGGUGUUACAAAAGCAACCACAGUGGGUGGCGUUGACCGGUUGACAGACACCAGUAAGUACACUGGAACCCACAAGGAGCGCUUUGAUGAGAGCGGCAAAGGGAAGGGCAUCGAAGGUCGGGAAGAGACUGCAGACAACUCAGGCUAUGUGAGCGGCUACAAGGGGGCCGGCACCUAUGACCAAAAAAACAAGUAGAGAGGAGCCGUCUUCACCCGCUAGUUCCCUGGCCCUGUGUUUCUAACACCAGGAAAUCUAGGAGAUAAUAAACUUCGUGUGUGCAGCA